Microtus oregoni (creeping vole) is the source of this 595-nucleotide messenger RNA. Its product is annotated as ubiquitin-conjugating enzyme E2 C-like. The coding region runs from base 41 to 580 and encodes 179 amino acids. The transcript has a single exon. The record is from RefSeq and is a predicted model, not a curated record. Lineage: Eukaryota; Metazoa; Chordata; Mammalia; Rodentia; Cricetidae.
UCUGCAUUCCUGUUCCGCUGCCAGCGUCCUCGUCCUCGGAAUGGCCUCUCAAAACCGCGACCCAGCUGUCGCCAGCGUCGCCGCCGUUCGCAAGGGAGCCGAGCCCAGCGGGGGUGCCGCCCGGGGCCCGGUGGGCAAGAGGCUACAACAGGAGCUGAUGACCCUCAUGAUGUCUGGUGACAAAGGGAUUUCCGCCUUCCCUGAAUCAGACAACCUGUUCAAAUGGGUAGGGACCAUCCAUGGAGCAGCCGGCACAGUAUAUGAAGACCUGAGGUAUAAGCUCUCACUCGAGUUCCCCAGUGGCUACCCUUACAACGCACCCACGGUGAAGUUCCUCACGCCCUGCUACCACCCCAACGUAGACACCCAGGGGAACAUCUGCCUGGACAUCCUCAAGGAUAAGUGGUCCGCGCUGUAUGAUGUCAGGACCAUCUUGCUGUCUAUCCAGAGCCUGCUAGGAGAACCCAACAUCGAUAGCCCAUUGAACACACACGCUGCUGAGCUCUGGAAAAACCCCACAGCAUUUAAGAAGUACCCGCAAGAAACCUAUUCAAAGCAGGUCUCCAGUCAAGAGCCCUGACACAAGAUGUCCAGC